Molecule: messenger RNA, 525 nt
Organism: Bombina bombina (fire-bellied toad)
Lineage: Eukaryota; Metazoa; Chordata; Amphibia; Anura; Bombinatoridae
Gene: RPL28
Product: ribosomal protein L28
Exons: 5
Coding region: 69-482 (137 amino acids)
Biological process (GO): translation
Cellular component (GO): cytosolic large ribosomal subunit; ribosome
Molecular function (GO): structural constituent of ribosome
Source: RefSeq, a predicted model, not a curated record
AAUAAGCGCUAGUUCCGCCCUCCUUCUUCCUUUCCUUCCUCUGGCAGCGCGGAGAGAGGUGCUUAAAAAUGUCUGCCCACCUGCAGUGGAUGGUUAUUAGGAACUGCUCCAGUUUCCUCAUUAAAAGGAACAAUCAGGUGUACAGCACUGAGCCUAACAAUCUAAAGGCCAGGAACUCCUUCCGGUACAAUGGUCUUAUCCACAAGAAAACAGUGGGUGUAGAGCCAGCUGCUGAUGGAAAAGGAAUAAUUGUUGUUCUGAAAAAGCGUACAGGUCAGCGUAAACCUUCUUCAUCCUAUGAAAAAAUAACCAUCAACAAGAACUCCCGCGCCACCCUGAGCAGCCUGCGGCACAUUAUCCGCAAGAACAACUACAGGAAGGAUCUCCGCAUGGCGGCACUUCGUCGUGCUAGUGCUAUCCUGAGGAGCCAGAAACCUGUUGUUGUAAAAAAGAAGCGCACCCGUGCUACAAAGACUGCAUAGUUUGUUUCCUGCAGAUGUCUGUAAUAAAAUGAUUAAAAACAGA